Messenger RNA from Hordeum vulgare subsp. vulgare (domesticated barley), 1143 nucleotides. RefSeq lists its product as uncharacterized. NCBI's taxonomy places the organism in Eukaryota, Viridiplantae, Streptophyta, Magnoliopsida, Poales, Poaceae. The transcript is spliced from 2 exons. Bases 186 to 851 code for a protein of 221 amino acids. The record is from RefSeq and is a predicted model, not a curated record. Gene Ontology annotation, molecular function: protein binding.
UGCAGCCCAUCCCGCUGGUCUCGCUCACGGUCACGGGAUACCCCACGCGACGAACACAACACCACUACGGCCAAAAGCGAAGCAAGAAACUCAUCUUUCCCUUUCCACCCCCUUCCCCAUUCCACCGUCCGGCAGGCAGAGGCCAGUGCGCUCCACCGGCCCCUCGCUCCUUGUCGCUGCUCUGGAUGGCUACUGCUCCCAACAUCGAAAUGAUCGCCUCUUCGCUGCGCAACUGUUCCCUCAACGGCGGCGGCCGGCGGCCGGGCCGGCGCCACGGCCACGGCCACGCCAGGGGCGCUGAGGACAGCAACGACGGCGAGGGCGUCACCGUCGAGCUCAACUCCGACGUCGCCCUGCCCUACCACUGGCAGCAGUGCCUCGACAUCCGGACGGGGCAAGUGUACUACAUCAACUGGGAGGACGGCACCCGGACUACCAUCGACCCUCGCACGCCGUCGCUUUGCUCCGCCUUGUCAACGCCGCGGUCCACCUGUUUCACUUCGCACCGCGCAGCCUUCACUUCGUCGUGCAGCUCUGGCUACACCUCCCCGGCGUCCAGCGUCACCGGCGGCAACGGCUACGGCUAUGAUGACAGCAACGGCUAUAGUGAAGGCAACGGGGACGAUGAGGAGAGCAGCAGCAGCCGGAGCUCCAGCGUUUCGUCCGUGCUCUCAUCUUUCUCCCCCACCGACGAGCCCGCCUCCAGCGACAAUGGGCACGCCGCCAGCCACGUGCUGAUCGCGGUCGGGUGCAGGGCGUGUUUCAUGUACUUCAUGGUGCCCAAGAGCGUCGGCCUGUGCCCCAAGUGCGGCAGUUCCGGCCUCCUCCACGUCGGAGCCUCUUACGCCUGAGCUGCGAGCCUGCUACCAUCUGUUCCCCGUGAGUCACUACCUGCGAGGCGUGGUGCAAUUUCAUCGCUGUGCAAGCUCUGUCAUGGACUACUGAAGAAAAAGUUUUGUGCGAGAAGCUCCCCUAAAUCGUUGCCACUGAUUUCUGAUUCCUAUGCUUGUGUGGCAAUGUACGGGACAAGGGAAGGAAAGAGACCCAUGUCCUUGCUUUCUCUUUGUCCUUGUUUGGGACUCGACGACACAGACUAAAAUUCCAUCCUUCCAUUUUAAGAGUGAACAUUUAUGCUCUACUUAA